UCUUGUCGUGGUACCGGUUCUGAUAGUUAAGGUAAGUUUUCUAUUUUUAAACUUAUCACGUCUUUGCCAUCUCAGCCUCACGCAGUAUUUCUCAUCACAUGUUGAUGACGUCGACUCCCGGAACAGGAUCCAGGGUAUAUUUAUUGAACCUUGACCAGGUGAAUUGUGUACAUCAUAGUAUGAAGCGGAUUCAUAUACGAUGGGGCGUGCUACGACUUAUUAUAGGGUGUGCUUUAGUGAUCAUCAUCCUUUAUAAACUGAUCGAUAUCGAAAGCAGAAGGAACGAUUACAAAUACACAGUAACAUCAGAUCAACAAACCAAGUAUCCAAACCCUAGGGGUACACUUAAGGAUGAGAGCGUCAUCGCAACACGGAAAAUGCGCAUUAGGAAGUUGUUACAGCUUUCUGCACAGUCACUGCUGGAAGCUAACAUGCACAUUCGUUCAAGUAAGGCCAAAGGGGCAAUGCUUAAAGCACUAGAUCUAUUCAAAAAUGUUUUAAAGGAGUUCCAUAUAGACGUUCCAUCAAGAAAUAGGAAAUCGAACAGUACUUGUCCCGAAGUAUACCACGGAACCUCAUUCGGAUACCCUUUCUUCCACACGGGGUUUGCAUUUGAGAAUUGUAAAAACCGAGUUCCUGUGGAAGAUUUGGUCAGCAUCAUCAUAAUAUGUCAGGAAUCACAUCACACCCCACUCUCCGUGGAUAAGUUAGUAAGAUCUAUUCAAGUACACAACAGAAAUGUAUCUGUAAUAGUUGCUAUAGCUUCCUCUAAAAAACCAUCGGACUUCAAGCAGCUUGGGAAUAUCAACAUUGUAUGUUUCGGCCACGAAGUUUCUCCUGGAGCAAUGCUGAACAAGUUUGCCUCAUUGGUCAGUACAAAGUAUACGCUCAUUGCACGUGACUUGUUGAGACUGGAUCGUGACUCGCACAUAGAAAGAAUGGUCAGAGAAAUAGAAGGCUUAAACGCAUCUGUGGUAGGUGGCGCCACCCGAGACGAAAAUGGCUAUUGGAGAAAGGGAUGUCAUCAAAUGGUGUACCAGAAUUAUACCCUCGUGCUACAAGACGGCUACACAAUGUCUUUACACGAGUGCAUCCAGUGUGAUUUUAUAGAAGGCCCAUUUCUCAUCCAGACUGAACUUUUCAAGAAUGUGCGGUUCGAUGAACACAUCAUUGCAUCUGGGUUCAUGGAGGAUUUCUUUCUGAGACUUCAACAUGAACAUCAUGCUACUUCUUUUGUCUGCCCUGACACCAUGUUUUAUGUGGCCAAACAAUUAACCAACCUUCAUAAAGACGACUGGAAAAUGUUCGGCAGAAAAUGGAACAUGCGGCGAAUUAUUUUAUCGAUGGGACAGGAAAUAAAUAUCGAUUGUCCAAUUGAUUAUAAAUGUUUAUUUUGGAAAGGAUUUUCCGUUUCACCUUGUUGCUUGGAGGAGCUUGCAAGUUUGGUUAAAUUCAUCAUGGAGUCCUGUCGCAAGAGAAACCCAAAUGGACAGAAGACGGUGUUGCAACUGGUGGUAAAAUAG
Mizuhopecten yessoensis (Yesso scallop) is the source of this 1523-nucleotide messenger RNA. RefSeq lists its product as uncharacterized. Gene Ontology annotation, biological process: protein O-linked glycosylation via mannose. The transcript has 3 exons. NCBI's taxonomy places the organism in Eukaryota, Metazoa, Mollusca, Bivalvia, Pectinida, Pectinidae. The record is from RefSeq and is a predicted model, not a curated record. Gene Ontology annotation, cellular component: Golgi apparatus. The coding region runs from base 99 to 1523 and encodes 474 amino acids.